Molecule: messenger RNA, 561 nt
Organism: Alternaria triticimaculans
Lineage: Eukaryota; Fungi; Ascomycota; Dothideomycetes; Pleosporales; Pleosporaceae
Exons: 1
Coding region: 1-561 (186 amino acids)
Source: RefSeq, a predicted model, not a curated record
AUGGACCUCACCAACUGGGGUGUCGCAUACCUUGAGAACGUUAUGCCUGCACCAGUCAAGGCAAACAUGGCGAUGAAAGAAAGGCUCAAAUCACCUGCUAGCGAAUCCAUGAUGACCAAUAGCUCUCCACCGCCUCUUAGUCAGUAUCCAGCAGAUGAUGGCCCGCUCCCGUGCACGUCGUCGCUCCACUUCAACGACUGCAGCGGCACAGCAGAUGAUUUCGCCUCUGCCCCUGACAGAACGACUAGCGAGACCGCGAUGUCUCUUGUCAAGCCAUUGGAGGAUCUGACCGAUGAGAUACUAUCAGCGCUCUGCCUCUGUCUCCAGAGGAAGCAAUGUGGAUGCUGGGCGCGGGUGACUCAAGCCAACUUGGCGAGUACGAAGAGUAGGUGGUGCAAUUAUACAACGAUACAGCUGCUUACCGUAGACAGCGGCCUCAUGAUCGAACCGCGCGAUGAGCAAUAUCUGCCGUCGCCUGAAGACUGGAUGUGUACACCAGACGGAGACCUGGCGCACGGCAUCGUAGACGAGCAAGCCGACGACAACCCAGCCUUCCAAUAG